This is a messenger RNA of Puccinia graminis f. sp. tritici CRL 75-36-700-3, 3082 nucleotides long. RefSeq lists its product as uncharacterized. The record is from RefSeq and is a predicted model, not a curated record. NCBI's taxonomy places the organism in Eukaryota, Fungi, Basidiomycota, Pucciniomycetes, Pucciniales, Pucciniaceae. The transcript is spliced from 4 exons. Bases 107 to 2944 code for a protein of 945 amino acids.
ACCACACACUGGUCACCUCGGCACCAUAUCCGCUGUCUCAGCUCUCGUCACUUCACCACUGGCUAGUUGGACCGAUUCUAACGAAUUUCAUUCCAUUAUAGCAUAUAUGCCAAAGAUGGGACCCGUCCAGGUUCCAUUUCGCGGUCUCGCUCAUCUGAAAUUAUCUCGGAGAUCCUUGGUUUCAACCGGUGAUACCCUGCACCUUCCUACACGUCGGCUGAUCUCAACGGUUAAUAACUUGAGACAUGCACAAAACCAGCCCGAUAAUCAAGUUUCAAACAAUGGGUCCAGAGAGCUUCACAAAAAAGCUCAAGAUUCUGAAGUUGUUCCCCAAAUGGUCAAUUUUGGCCAAACCCAUGUUGAAGAUCUACACAAAAGGUUGGAAGAGCUCCACGGACCAGUUGAAAAUUCUGAAGAUUUCCUGCAAACUGCCGACCAUGAAGUCUUCCGAACUUAUGUUGAAGGUCUGGAGGAACUCAAACACACGUUGGAAACACCCACGGACGGAAGGGCGUCAACACCAGGCUUCCGAUUUAAAGAAGUCUGGACCAAACUUCUCAACAGAGAAUAUUCAUUUCGAGACAUCACUUUGGCGUGUGACAUCGAGGAAUACCCCGACCUUCACGAAAAAGCUUCCCGACUUGCAUUCUUACUUCAGCAUCCAAUGCUUUCGCAGGAUUCCAAAAUCAAUCAUGAUAGAAGAGUCGCUGCGCUUGACGCCCCGUCGUUGAACGAUGCCAACACGCUUUUUGAGCAACCAGCUCACCCCUUGCAGGGAAAAAUUGUCGAAAAAGGAUUUAAUCGUGAAUAUAUAAAUACCAAAGGCAUAGUGGAUCCAACGCUCAAGACUCUUACUGAAUUCGCCGCUAAGUGGACACCCGAAAUCUACUUGGCUCCUUAUACUUCACUCAUUGCAACAUCGAUGACUGGCAAAUCACGAUUAUUGAAGGAGUUAUCGAGGCAUGUAUGUGUUGUAUAUGUCUGUGUCUGCCCUGAAGAUUCACAAGACUAUCCGCCGCGAUCUGAAUAUGCUUCAAGUGUGCUUCUUGAUUCCAAACGUACGAAUCUACGAAUUCAAUACGAGCAUCUGCUUCUUGCCAUCUUAGAUGCCGUGGCCGAUUACUUUUUUGCUAAAGAAUCAGGGACUAGACAAGAGAGGCUGGACCAAUGGAUUGCCCAUAGCUUCCCACAAAGCAAUCAAUCUGGCGAUCCACCCUUUUGGAGUUCUGUCCGGACUAAGAUGGACAAGAUCUCAAAAUCGCCUCCUCUGACUUCCACCGAGAAGGCUGUUCAACUUAAAAAGGCAUUAAUGAGGAUGAAGGACAGUACCAACUUUAUAGAGCAAGACAACCUCAGAUUGCUAUUGGCGAUUGACGAAGCCAGUGCAUUACUUGCACGUAGCCCUUCCCAGGAUUCAUCGUUUUUCGACAUUUUCUGUAGCGCUCUUGAGAGGAUACCAUCCCAUUCAAGCGGAUUUUUUUCAGUUCUUGCAGAUACCAACUCCUGUGUUUCAAAUUUCCAUCCUCAGUCACUUGAGAUCGACAAGAAGAUACCUAAAAAGCUUUUCAAUCCCAUUUACCAAAUCAAAACAUUUGAUGUAAACGUUACAGAUCCGCCCGCAGAUUGGCAUCAAUUGCAAUCCGCAUUUCGACUCUUAUCUUACGGCUCUCCUUUUUGGCGUGUGUAUGCUGAUGAGGGCAAGGAAACAGGACUUACCGACAGAGACAUCAUCAAAGGCUUGUCCGAACACGCUCUCCAAAAGCUUCUAUCCACGGAUUGCAAACCCGACACCUUGACCAAUGCACAAGCAAUGGCAUUGCUUGGGUCAACCAUACAGCCACGGCUGAACAGAGCUUCAGAUCUCGAGGCCAAGCUUGUUUCAAGCCAUGCAUCGACAUGCAUGAACAUCAGCACCCCCCAACUCAUACUCACUAGUCAAUAUCCCUCCCAAUUCACCCUUUCUUCGGCAGCCAAUCAGUACCUGGCAUCUGAUGAAGCCAGUCUAAUCCGAUGCAUUCAAGUCCUUGCCUCUAUUAACCGCCAAAGUUUAAUUGGUCCAGGUGAUGUCGGUGAACUAGUCAGUCGCAUCAUUCUACUCCGGGCCAUGCAAAAAACCAUGCAGAAGACCCAACCAGCUGCAGACACAGAGACCCAUUCAGAGAACAUCAUGAUGCCAUUUGGGCAUUCAGUUCGGUUGGUAGACUUCUUGCAGACCUUAACUGGCUGGAACGAAAACGACUUGAAACUAGGUUCAAUCGACAAAGAAAAUCAAGAGAAACUUUUGACUCGAGGACAGGUCUUCUGGAAUCACUUCAUUUCCAUCGAUCACACACCAACAUCAGCCGGUCUGUUACGAAAAUUAUAUAGAGGGUUGGCGGUCCAUUGCAAACCCAAUCAGGCUUCGUUUGAUCAACUUUUUACAAUUUACCUUCAAUCCAGUCCCACGGAAGCGCUGGACGAGAGGAAUGUCACAUUUUGUGGUAUCCAAGUCAAAAAUCUAAAGCAAAACGAUAACAUAAAAGAACAAGCCUCAAAGUGGACGCCAAAAGAUGCAAAAAUGAAGCUUCAAGGAAGAAACCCCGAUCUUGUCCUGUACUUCUGUCUGAAUGACUUCAGACCAAAGAAACCCAGGUCGCACCCAAAGAAACUGAAAUCCACUAGCUCUGCCACAUCCAUAACACUAGAAACACCAACACCACUGCCUAAAAUCACCCACGUACCUGAGGGGCAGCUUUCAAAGGAAGAGACACGUCGACGGGCAUCUCUGGCUUUCUACGGUUUAGAUGCUUUUCCUUUUCUGAGUGAAAAACUUGUUGCUGUUUUGAAAGAAUUAUUGGAUUCUGAUCCACCUGUCUUACAGCUUCCUGAGAACCCAUCUGAACUUGAUUGUGAAUAUGUAUAUGGAGCUUCUCCAGAAGUGUUUUCUCUUGACAAAGCAGAUUAAAGAAGAAUCAGAUAAUUCUACAUCACAUUCAAAACAAUCUACCAUUAAAAACCCUACAAAAUUAUUGUUGUUUUACCCAAUAACUCUUCUCUUCUUUGCUUGUUGUCAACUUGGUCCUCCUGAUUCCGCUUUAAAAAA